GGGAGCUUUGGUGUGAUGAAAGAGGUUAAAGCUGCCAUAUCGUGUGAUAAACCAUCCAGGUUAAGCUUAAAGCACGUGUUGUCGCUUCCAGGUCUUGCUGCCACACUCCCUAGAUAUUCAUAUGAUGUCAGAAGAGUUGAAAUCACUCCCCCGGAGCAGAGGAAGGUAACGUUUGAUACUCAUGCCUUAGUGCGGGAUCUGGAAGCCCACGGCUUUGCCAAAGAACAAGCGGAGACUAUCGUGUCAGCAUUAAUAACCCUCUCAAAUGUCAGCUUGGAGACAGUCUAUAAGGACAUGGUUACCCAGGCUCAGCAGGAAAUAACGUUGCAGCAGAUCAUGGCACAUUUGGACUCCAUUCGAAAAGACAUGGUCAUCCUGGAGAAAAGUGAAUUUGCAAACUUGAGAGCAGAGAAUGAGAAAAUGAAAAUUGAACUAGAUCAAGUUAAACAGCAGUUAAUGAAUGAAACCGGUAAAAUCCAAGCCGACAGCAAGCUAGACAUAAACCUAGAAAGGAGCAGAGUGACAGAUAUGUUUACAGAUCAAGAGAGGAAGCUGAUGGAAGCAACUACAGAGUUUCAUAAAAAAGAUUCAAGUACCAACAGCAUUAUAUCAGAGAUCAGUAAUAAAAUUGACACUGAAAUAGCUUCCUUAAAAACGCUCAUGGAAUCAAAUAAACUCGAUACGAUACGUUACUUGGCAGCUUCGGUUUUCACUUGCUUAGCGAUAGCACUGGGAUUUUACAGGUUCUGGAAGUAGUACAAAACUGAACGACCCCAUCAAAUACAGGUGGAGAAAAGAACAGCCAGGCAGCGUCUGCCAGACCAUCACAUCUGUGCUGUAGAUCGCUGUGGUACCUCCAGUUUUGAUAUUCCUGUUCUGAUUAUUGUGCACUUAAAAUGUUUUCUGACUGUAACACAACUGAGAUAAUGUGGGGGAGAAGUUGGCAAAUAAUAGUCAAAUUUCAUUAUACUUCCAAAGAUUUUGUAUAUUAAAUGAGAAAGUGUUUCCUAA
Messenger RNA from Coturnix japonica (Japanese quail), 1011 nucleotides. The record is from RefSeq and is a predicted model, not a curated record. Lineage: Eukaryota; Metazoa; Chordata; Aves; Galliformes; Phasianidae.